AUGUCGCUGCAGGACUAUUUGGCUAAAAACUACGGCUCCUUCGACGACGCAGAGUCUGAAAUCCCAGCCCCGCCGCCCGAGCUCACACCAGCAUCGCCCAAGAAGCCGCGCUUCAGGCCCAGCUCCUGGCGCAACAUCUCCGCACCAGCAGACUUCUCCGACCCGGUUCUUCAGCCCAAUGACGACGAUCAGCCAACCAUCGCCUCAGGCGCCGAGCUACUCGCCAAACCCCCCACACCCAAGCCAACCGCCGACAAACCCCCAGCCGUUUCCGACACGGUGUACCGCGACAAGUACGGCAAGAGAAUCGACAUUGAGCAGGCGCGCCAUGAAGAGACCCAAAGGCGCCAGCGCCAAAAGGACCGCGAGGCAUUGCAGCGCGAAUUCAAUAAGGGCCUGGUGCAGCGCCGCCGCCGCCAUGCGCGCACCUUCAUCAAGCAGAAGGCUAAGAAACAGGAGUAUCCAGAGUACAGGGGCGCUGCGCCGCCUAAUCGCUUCGGUAUCCGGCCUGGGUACCGCUGGGACGGCGUCGACAGAUCGAAUGGCUUUGAGAAGUCCAUGUUUGCGCCAAAUAUAAUGGAGGCUAUCGAGUACCAGGCAAAGUUCGACUACGACCGCAAGCGCCAGGAAAACCGCGCAGCCCUGCACCAGCUGCGCCAGCAGGCGAAAACCGAAAACCCGCACAGCAUCCACUCGCGCGCCACCCUCAACAUGGGCGACUUUUUCAUCGACUGUGCCCACCACCAAGGCAUUAACCAUGCAAAAAACCGCUAG
Linderina pennispora is the source of this 774-nucleotide messenger RNA. RefSeq lists its product as uncharacterized. The record is from RefSeq and is a predicted model, not a curated record. Gene Ontology annotation, molecular function: RNA binding. Lineage: Eukaryota; Fungi; Kickxellomycota; Kickxellomycetes; Kickxellales; Kickxellaceae. The coding region runs from base 1 to 774 and encodes 257 amino acids. The transcript is spliced from 6 exons. Gene Ontology annotation, biological process: mRNA splicing, via spliceosome. Gene Ontology annotation, cellular component: RES complex; U2-type spliceosomal complex.